This is a messenger RNA of Effrenium voratum, 1857 nucleotides long. The record is from the annotation of a GenBank genome assembly. Lineage: Eukaryota; Dinophyceae; Suessiales; Symbiodiniaceae.
AUGGCGCGGCAUCGCCCCGUGGCUCUGCUGGUGCUUUGCACGCUGUGCUCCCUCAGCUUUGGCCCCGCCAUGCUGCGGGUGCUGGUGACGGGCGGCAACAAGGGCAUUGGUCGUGCCCUGUGCCGGCAGCUGGCGGCGGACCACGGGUUCUACGUCCUUAUGGGCGCCAGGGAUCCUCAGCGAGGCGAGGCAGCGGUGAAGAGCAUAUUGGAGGAAAGUCCUGACUGCGAGGGGCGCAUCGAGUGUCUCCCCUUGGAUGUGGCCAGCGACAAGUCGGUGAAGGCUGCCGCUGACUUCGUUCAGAAGAAGUUCGGAGCAGAUCCUCCACCGCUGUAUGGCAUUGUCAACAACGCCGGUGUAGGCUUCGACCAUUCCAUGCUGGAGACGGUGAACAUCAAUACCCUGGGGGCCAAGCGAGUCUGUGAGAGCUUUAUACCCCUCCUCGACAAGGAGGGCCGCAUCGUGAACACGGCCUCCGCCUCCGGGCCCAACUACGUGUCUCGCUGUGGGGGCGCGGAGAGGCAGCUGCUCACCAAGCCGGAUGUGACCUGGGAGGAGCUGGGUGGAUUGAUUGAGAAGGUGAACCGCGAGCCUGGGGGCAGACAGCCCUAUGGCUUCUCCAAGGCCUGUCUGAUCUCCUACACCAUGCUGCUGGCCAGAGAGAACCCCCAGAAGAUCAACGCCAUGACCCCUGGCUACAUCUUGACGGACAUCACCCGCGGCAUGGGCGCCACCAAGUCUCCCGAGGAGGGCACCAAAGCGGCCAUCCACUGCCUCAUGGGCAAGCUGGAGGGCAACGGCUGGUACUACGGCUCGGAUGCCGUACGGAGCCCCAUCGAUCGCUACCGUGGUCCAGGGGAGCCGCCCUACGAGGGCGCAGACGAAGACUUGCUCAUGGUCCUGGAGGAUCUGCUAGUCCCUGAUGGGGCCAUUCUUUGCACCGUUGACUGUCCGCCGGACGGCACCCAGAUCUUUCGCAGCGGCCGCCCUGAGGACGGGAACUGCUCUGUGGUCUAUGGGGUUCGCCGCGUAGACCUCUUCGAGGAUUUGGGCUUGGACAAGGACGCCUCCAUCGGCACGGGCGCGGUGCAGAUCACCGCCAUGUUGACGCAGUGCUUGGCAAAGGUGCUGAAUGAGAUGUAUGCGUGCCUUCUCUUCCGCGAGAUGGUGCGCCGAGGCAGUGCUAUUUGCUGCUUGGCGGCGCUGUCGUGGCGCAUUGCCGUGCUGGAGGAUGAUGUUAUCGAGCUGGUGCUGACAGGUCAGCUGCUCGCAACCUCGCCAGGUCGAACAAUGCGUGUGACUCCACCGCCGGCCCCAUCUGCACGGCAUGAGGAUGAGGACUCCCGCACUGGCACUGGCCGCGCUGCAGCGCAGGUCCCCUUGGGCACUACCACCAAUGAGCUCCUGUGGCACACGUUGCAUGUGAAGCAGCCCAGCAGGUGGCAGGACUCCCUGCGACCCAUCAGUAACACCAGCGACCCGGACUUGGCAGAGGGCCUGCACAGGAGCUGCCGCCUGCAGUGGCAUCCAGACGCACGCCUGGCAGAGGCAGACAAGCCGGUCUUAGUCUCUGCCUUGAGCUCCUUGCCUAACUGCGAGGUGGAGCGAUACUGUGGCCUGGUGACGGUUCACAUGAUCAAAGAGACGGUCAAUGUGACGCGGCAGUUUGAGUCCCUGCAGGUCUUCUACCACCAAUUCGUGGCGGAGGCCCUUCUCACCGCCAAGGCCCAUGUCUUGGCCGUAGGUGGCGAUGCGCUGCUGGGCUAUCGCAUCAACAACCUGUUCCUGCGCGAGGACAAGCGGCGAGCCUACGCAGUGAUUUCCAUCUCGGGGGAUGCUGCAAAGCUUUCAGCAUGA